This is a messenger RNA of Megalops cyprinoides (Indo-Pacific tarpon), 2747 nucleotides long. RefSeq names its product WD repeat domain 20a (gene wdr20a). The transcript is spliced from 4 exons. NCBI's taxonomy places the organism in Eukaryota, Metazoa, Chordata, Actinopteri, Elopiformes, Megalopidae. Gene Ontology annotation, molecular function: protein binding. Bases 8 to 1828 code for a protein of 606 amino acids. The record is from RefSeq and is a predicted model, not a curated record.
AGGAUGAAUGCUAAUUUCCAAGAUGGCGGCGGAGGGAGGAGGGAAGGAGAUGAACGAAAUUAAAACUCAGUUCACCACCCGGGAAGGCGUCUACAAACUCCUCACGCACUCCGAAUACAGCCGCCCCAACAGGGUGCCUUUCAAUUCCCAGGGUUCCAACCCGGUCAAAGUCUCCUUCGUCAACGUCAACGACCAGUCCGGCAACGGCGACAGAAUCUGUUUCAAUGUGGGCCGGGAGCUAUACUUUUAUAUCUACAAAGGCGUCAGAAAGGCUGCUGACCUGAGCAAGCCUAUCGACAAAAGGAUAUACAAGGGAACACAGCCCACCUGCCAUGACUUCAACCACCUGACGGCCACGGCUGAGAGCGUGUCCCUGCUGGUGGGCUUCUCCGCUGGCCAGGUGCAGCUCAUCGACCCCAUCAAGAAGGAGACCAGCAAGCUCUUCAAUGAAGAAAGACUAAUAGACAAGUCGCGGGUAACAUGCGUUAAGUGGGUGCCAGGUUCAGAGACGCUCUUCCUGGUGGCACAUUCCAGUGGUAGCAUGUACCUGUACAAUGUGGAGCACACAUGCGGCACCACGGCGCCGCACUACCAGCUGCUGAAGCAGGGCGACAGCUACGCUGUGCACACCUGCAAAAGCAAGUCCACACGCAACCCGCUGCUGAAAUGGACGGUGGGUGAGGGCGCACUCAAUGAGUUCGCCUUCUCGCCCGAUGGCAAGUUCCUGGCGUGCGUGAGCCAGGAUGGCUUUCUGCGGGUGUUUAAUUUUGACUCGGUGGAGCUGCACGGGACCAUGAAGAGCUACUUUGGUGGACUGCUGUGUGUCUGCUGGAGCCCUGAUGGCAAGUACAUCGUGGCAGGCGGCGAGGAUGACCUGGUGACUGUCUGGUCCUUCCUGGACUGCCGGGUGAUCGCACGGGGCCACGGGCACAAGUCGUGGGUGAGCGUGGUGGCGUUCGACCACUACACGACCAGUGUGGAGGAAAGCGACCCCUUGGAGUUCAGUGGUAGUGACGAGGAUUUCCAGGACCAAAUCCACUUCGGCCGCGAGCGGGCCAACAGCACGCAGUCACGGCUCUCCAAGCGCAACUCCACGGACAGCCGGCCGGUCAGCGUCACGUACCGCUUCGGCUCGGUGGGGCAGGACACGCAGCUGUGCCUGUGGGACCUGACGGAGGACAUCCUGUUCCCCCACCUCCCGCUGUCCCGAACGAGGACACACACCAACGUCAUGAACGCCACCAAUAACCCCCCAGCAGGGGGGUCGGGGAGUGGGGGCGUUGGCGGCGUCAUAGGCAGCAACCCUGGCACCAAUGGCAGCAACAGCGGCGCCAGCACGCCCGGCAACUCCCUGCCGACGCUGCUGCCACGCUCCAACAGCCUGCCGCACUCCGCAGCCGCUGCCGCCACCAACAGCAAGGGCGGCGCUGUGGAUGGCGCCAUCGCCGCAGGCGUCAGCAAGUUCGCCACGCUCUCGCUGCAUGACCGCAAGGAGCGGCACCACGACAAGGACCACAAGCGCAACCACAGCAUGGGCCACAUCAGCAGCAAAAGCAGCGACAAGCUCAACCUGCUAGCCAAAACCAAAACGGACCCCGCUAAGACGCUGGGGACCACGCUCUGUCCCCGCAUGGAAGACAUACCCUUGCUAGAGCCCCUCAUCUGUAAAAAGAUAGCACAUGAAAGACUCACUGUCUUGAUAUUUCUUGAGGACUGUAUAGUCACAGCCUGCCAAGAGGGAUUUAUUUGCACAUGGGCAAGGCCUGGCAAAGUGGGUUUAUUGUCCUCCCAAAACCAGGCCAACUCACCUAGUGGGACUGUAGUAUAGCCACCGUGUUUCUGCUGCUAAGAGACCCUCGUCACAGAGACGUAAUGUUGCCACAGCCUGAUGCUGGCCUUCACCCGCACAGCAUUGCAAGAUUCUGUUCUCUUUCUUGGUUUCUUUUCCCGUUUUUGGUUCUUUUCGCUUUGAACAGAAACGGCCCAGUGUUUGGCAGAAGUCUGGAAGCAUAAACGGAAAGGAUGAGGUGCAAUUUUGGACAGCGGCUGACAGUGUCUCAGUAAUGCUUUUAUUUAUUUUCAGUCAGCGCCACUCAAACCGCCACCUCCACCACCACCACCACCACUUCAGUCCCUCACCUUAUGUCUCCUCCCUCUGGUCUUUCACUGGAGUUGGCACUAGACAGAGAUGGAAGUAAACCAGUCUGGCUUCUGUUUUCCUGCAGUCUGUCUUUACUACCCUGGAAUGUGGUACAGUCUCAUCACACCUGAUUAGUGGACAGAGCCACGGGAAAGGAACCAUUUGCCUCCAUCCAAAACCCUUUUAAAAAUGAGAGCAUUUUUCGUUAACAUUAGAAUCUCACCAUUUGAGUAUUUUGCACUGAUGUGUUUUGUUGUUUUACUUAACUACUAUAAAAGAACAAAAAAAAGAAAACAUUUGAGGGCAGCCUGGAUGCACUUGGGUUAUGGCAAGUCAUUAUCUUCUGGCUUGAAAUUUUAAAUCUGAAAGCUGGAUGCUGGAUAGUUUUUUUUAAAGAAAAAAAAAGAAACAUUGUUUGCACUUAAUAGUUUGUUAGAAGAGAAUGGCUUUACAAUUUUGGGGUGUGCAAGGACUCCCAGACAGUUACAAGGUGGAGAAAAUACUAAAUGAUUGAAACCUUUUUAUCUAUUGAGCAUUUAUUUUAAUAUUGUUUCAAAUUAAAACCUGCUCUGUAUUAUAUGUAUAAAAUUGUUAUUCAGUGAUUGAU